AUGACCCCUAAGAAAGAAGAUCGCAGACACCCAUAUUUCUCGGGAAACUAUGCCCCGAUCUACACUGUCCAGCACUCGCAUCCUUGCGAGUUUCAAGGUGAAAUUCCAGACGAGCUUAUCGGAGGACAGUACGUCCGUAACGGCAGCAAUUCCCUUCAAGAUGAUGAACACCAGGACUUACAUUGGUUCGAUGGUGAUGGUAUGCUAUCGGGCGUUUUCUUCAAGCGCGUGUCUGGUUCGACGGUGCGGCCGUUGUAUUCAAAUCGCUAUAUCCUAACCGACGUGCAUUGUGCAACUGCGCAGUACCCAAAAAUCAACCCAAUCCUAACCAGUGUUACAACGCUUAUAAACCCUUUAGUGUCGCCGCUGAAAGUUUUUCUGGGCCUCCUGCGGAGCAUAGCACUGAUUCUCUCGUCAUUCAUUGGCUUUGUAGUACGCCCAGUCCGGAGAAUUGGCUCGGCGAAUACCAAUAUUCUCUUCCACGAUGGAAGGGCCCUGGCAACAAACGAGAUUGGACCACCGAUGAGAGUCUACCUUCCAUCUCUCCAAACGGUAGGCUGGUUCACCGGAAGCACAGCUGAGGGCGAACCCCCUGCCAAAAUACCAGGGCCGUCAUUUGGUGGUCCGGGAAUAGAGGGAUUCUAUAACGAGAUGACUACUGCUCAUCCUCGUGUCGAUCCUUCUACAGGCGAGCUACUGCUCUUCCAUUCGACAUUCAUCUUUCCAUUCGUGCACUACUCCAUCGUCCCUCCCGGGCGGGCGGGCAAACAUGUGUCCUACCUUAACCAACCAGUUCCUGGUUACACGUCGGGAAAGCUGAUCCAUGACUUUGGAGUGUCACGCAAGCAUACCAUAAUGCUUGACCUUCCUAUCUCUUUGGACCCGGUGAAUAUGACCCGAAAUAAGCCCAUAAUAGAAUAUAAUCCUCAGGGUCACACCCGUUUCGGUGUCUUCCCUCGAUACUGUCCCGCUCAAAUUACAUGGUAUGAAACGGACCCUUGCUGUAUCAUACAUACUGUAAACAGUUGGGAUGAGAGUGUCUCCUGCGGAACUCGUGUGCACAUGCUCGUCUGCCGAAUGAACAGCGCUGCUCAUCUUUAUCAUAUGGGAAACCUGGAUGCACCACCAGAGGCAAUCGCCCUGAGCCCUGAAUGUCGAUUGUAUUACUACCAAUUCCCUGCGCAUGGGUCCGCUAACAUCACCGAGCAAUGGGCACUAUCAGCCAUACCGUUCGAAUUCCCGCAUAUCCCACAACAUCUAGAGAUGACAGCCGCCCGGUUCGUCUACGGAUGUUCUAUGCGCGAGGGGAACUUUGCCAGGACACAUAAGUCCAGCGUUAAGAUUGACUGCAUUGUCAAAAUAGACGUCCAACGGUUAUUGCAGCAGGCCGAGUGUCAACCUAAGACCCAGGUGACUGGGUGUGUUGACCACCGGUCGAUAAAAGAGAUAAUUGCAACUGGCAGUGAGGAUGAUCCUAUUCAGGUGUUUGCCCUUCCACAUGGAUGGUACGCACAGGAGUGUUCGUUCGUGCCACGCGAAGGUGGAACCGUGGAAGAUGAUGGGUGGCUCGUUACAUAUGUCUUCGACGAGUCGCAGCUUGAUGCAAACGGAAAUGCGCCGACGACCUCCCGCAGUGAGCUCUGGGUUAUCGAUGCUCGCACUAUGAGGGAUAUUGUCGCGAGAGUGUUGUUGCCGCAGCGUGUGCCCUACGGGAUGCAUGGCAACUGGUUUUCCGAGGAGCAGGUUCUUAACCAGAGAGAGAUAGAGGAAUUCCGUUCUUUAGAUUGA
This is a messenger RNA of Aspergillus alliaceus, 1788 nucleotides long. Its product is annotated as carotenoid oxygenase family protein. Bases 1 to 1788 code for a protein of 595 amino acids. The transcript has 3 exons. Lineage: Eukaryota; Fungi; Ascomycota; Eurotiomycetes; Eurotiales; Aspergillaceae. Gene Ontology annotation, biological process: carotene catabolic process. The record is from RefSeq and is a predicted model, not a curated record. Gene Ontology annotation, molecular function: carotenoid dioxygenase activity.